Colletotrichum tamarilloi is the source of this 1506-nucleotide messenger RNA. RefSeq lists its product as uncharacterized. The coding region runs from base 1 to 1506 and encodes 501 amino acids. Gene Ontology annotation, molecular function: DNA-binding transcription factor activity, RNA polymerase II-specific; zinc ion binding; DNA binding. The transcript has a single exon. NCBI's taxonomy places the organism in Eukaryota, Fungi, Ascomycota, Sordariomycetes, Glomerellales, Glomerellaceae. Gene Ontology annotation, biological process: regulation of DNA-templated transcription; DNA-templated transcription. The record is from RefSeq and is a predicted model, not a curated record.
AUGGCAGGCUCCGACGGAAGUGAAGAUGCCGAAGCCGGUCUGCAAACGCCGAAAGCACAGAUAGCCUCCGCCUCGGCAUCUUCUACUGCCCGGAAAGCUCGCCGCUAUGGAUUUGCGUGCUCAAGCUGCAAAGCUCGCAAGGUCAAGUGCAGUGGAAAUCGGCCCAUCUGUACGGGAUGCCGCCGGUCCGGGGAGACUUGCAGCUGGCCGGCACAGAACUCGACCGAGUUCCGACUUCGAGAGGCAAAUGCUCGCAUUCGGAAUCUAGAGGCAUCAAUGAGGAGUCCGAUUCGGUCUUCCAACGAGCCUCAGCCAGACCUCGAGACACCUGAUACCGAUAUUACGAAUCCCGGUACGGCUCGCAGCCACCCACUAUCUCACGAUGGUAGUCGUGCUGCUGAAGCCAAUGCCGACACGGAGGGUUCGCUUUGGUUCCAGGUCGGCCUCGGAGAGGACGGUACUGUCAUCUACAAUGGUCCGACAAGUCGCUUUCAUGCUGGCUCCCUUGAGGAAACCCACCUGACCGGCGAACAUCAGGAUAGCGACCCAAAGCGAGCACAAGUAGAAGUUUUACAGUCUCAGUAUGCUUUGAUGGACUCGGUGUGGCUGCCUCUGAUCGCUGCGAAGCCAGUAAUGAACGGCACCGGCAUCGACACCACUCUCGGCAUGGCUCUUCUUGAUAUCUAUUGGACGUGGCUACAUCCACUUCAUAGCUGUGUCUACAGACCUAUCCUAAUGAUGGAUCUGGCUCUCGGAGGACCAUAUUGCACCGAUUUCUUGCUCCUAUGUAUCUUCGGUCUAGCAGCUCGACAUCUGCCUGAGCAAGUUACCGCAGCAGCUGGAGUGGGGAGAGGCGACCAGUUCAUCGCACGUGCAAGGGAGCUGUUACUGAAGGAAAUGACGGCCAUGAAGCCAGCGAUUCCUACAAUUCAGGGGUUGCUGAUUCUAGGCGGGCGCCAGUGUGCCAUGGGGAAAAGCUCCGAAGGUUGGUUAUACACCGGCAUGGCAGUACGGAUGAUGAAAGACAUUGGGCUUCACCUGGACAUCACUAAGCUUUCCAGGCUUGAGAGAUGGACACCUGCUGAGAUAGAGACUCGAAAGAGGCUGUACAACUCAGCUUACAUCUGGGAUAAGACACUCAGCCUGGCCCUAGGCCGUCCGCCUUCUCUAAUACGACGUCCUUACCCUGCUCAGGAUAUACUGGAUAAAGUUGACGAUCAACGCUCCUGGAAGCCUGUUCAAGCUACCGAAGUCUCCGAAAACUUUAUUGCUUCGCCUUCCUGGACGACAUCAGCCUUUUGUGCGUUUUGCCGGCUUCACGAAGCCACUACAGAUAUGAUGUUGCUGUUCUCAAGCACGAGCAGGAACGAGGAGUUCACUACACAGAUGGAGGAGCUUGACAGCAGGAUAUGUCAGUGGUAUCAUGAGAUUCCGAGUCCAUUGAGAAUCGAGGACGCAUCCAUGUUAGAUCAAAGCCCUCCCCCACAUAUUGUGUCAUUGAAGUAA